Molecule: messenger RNA, 1977 nt
Organism: Grosmannia clavigera kw1407
Lineage: Eukaryota; Fungi; Ascomycota; Sordariomycetes; Ophiostomatales; Ophiostomataceae
Product: GTPase activating protein for
Exons: 5
Coding region: 1-1977 (658 amino acids)
Biological process (GO): endoplasmic reticulum to Golgi vesicle-mediated transport; endocytosis; intra-Golgi vesicle-mediated transport
Cellular component (GO): Golgi apparatus
Molecular function (GO): protein binding; GTPase activator activity
Source: RefSeq, a predicted model, not a curated record
AUGUCGUCCGCCCUCAGCAAGCGCCAGCAGGCGCGGAACGAGAAGCAGCUCCACGACCUCGUUCAAAAUGUGCCGGGCAACAACAUUUGCGCCGACUGUCAGGCGCGCAACCCAGGCUGGGCAUCAUGGAGUCUCGGUGUCUUCUUGUGUAUGCGGUGUGCCGCCCUCCAUCGCAAGCUCGGGACUCAUGUGUCCAAGGUGAAGUCGUUGAGCAUGGAUAGCUGGUCCAACGAGCAGGUUGAGAACAUGCGCAAGGUUGGCAACAUGGCUUCCAACAAGAUAUACAACCCCAAGAACCAGAUGCCCCCUGUUCCUGUCGACGCGGACGAGGCCGAUUCGGCCAUGGAGCGCUUCAUUCGACAGAAGUACGUGACAUCGGCCCUGGGCAAUGCCAAGACCCGUCGCCACAACACGGGCAGCUCUGACUCCGAUGACAAUCCGCCACCCCUCCCACCCAAGACACCGAGCCGGUUUGGCUUCCGGUCUGCCUCGUCCAUCUUCCCGAUUUCCUCGCGAGCAAAACGCGACGCGUCUCAGUCUGCCGGGUCCGGUGAUUUCAACAACGACGGCGGUUACGACAUGGGUGGCGGUUCACGGCGUCCGAUAUCUCCGCUCCCGCGCUCCUCCUCCUACACACAUCCGGGCUCUGCCGAUUCGCCACCGCUCCGCAGCAAGACGUCCCAGAUGUUUGGUGCCAGCGUGCAGCACGACUCGGGUGCCGAUCUCGACACGAAGCUGACCAGGCUACGGGACAUGGGCUUCGCCGACGAAAAGCGCAACGCGGCUGUGCUCAAGGGUGUCAGCGGCAACAUGCAGAGAGCUAUAGAGAACCUGGUGCGCAUGGGCGAAGGUACGGCCGAGGGCCGCUUGUCUCCCCAUCCGUUGACGGCGAUGCGCGACAGCUCGCUCGCUGCACCGACUGGCAGGGCUACAUCCUCUGGACUAGCUGUUCCGGCGUCGGCAUGGCCGACGCCAUCUUCACCCUCGGCUACGAGCAGCAAUUACAACCCGUUUGAUAUGCUGGACCUCCCAUCUCCGGCGCCUCCGCAGUCGGCGCAGUCGACGGGCACGCUGCAGAACAAGAACCCGUAUAACAGCAGCACGACCGACCAGUACGGGUUUCCGAAACCGCAUGCAAACGAUCCGUUCGCCCAGCCCGCGCCGUCGUUCAUCAACGCGCUCAAUAUUGACCAGGCCUUCCAGAGCAUGACCCUGGCCCCAUCUCAGCCGCUGUUUCCACACCACACAGGGGGCCUGUCGUUCCAGCAGCAGCAGCAGCAGCAGCAGCAUCAACUACAGCAGCAGAUGCUGGCUCAGCAGUCUUACCAGACACCUCCUGCGUCAACUCUGGGGAACGCUGCACUAAGCUACUUUGCAACCGCUCCGGCGGGGAAUGGACAGCAGGCAUUUGCUCAGCAAUCGCAAUACAACAACCCGUUCCUCAACAAUAAUGCCAACGGCAACCAGAUGGGUCAGCAGACCAUGAUGCACUCGCAGCAAAUGCACCAGCCUCCAUCGGCCAUCAACACGGCUGCAGCUGCAGGGUUUGCGGCCAACCCGUUUACACGAUCGCCAAGUCUCAUGCAGUCCCCGUCGCUUGCACCACAACAGCUUAGCUCAUUGCAAGGUGCUGUGACAGGCCCAGCACAAGGCGUUGGUAACACGCUCGGACAGAGUGGAGGAGGAAACCUAGCAGCACCGUUCCCAUCAUUGACUCGCAGUGCUACGACCCCACUGCCGACGGCCAACAACCCGUUUUUUGGCAUGGCUGGUGGUGCGCCUACUACGUCAAUGGCCACGAUGCAAGCAUCACGACCGCCGCCGCCGCCGCCGCCAGCUCCUUCUGCAGGAGCUGCGACUAAGGCAGACCCGUUUGCUGGCAGUCGGAGUCGUGACAGCAUAAUGGCACUGGGUCUGGAGUGGAGCAACGGGCGGCACAGCCCUGACGCGUUCACAAGCCUAAGCGCCCGGAACUAA